GUGCCGCUGUCCUGGCUAGUGGCUACUACUGCAGUCGGUGAAGGAUCGGACAGUGGGGGGACUGGGAACGGUGCGCCGGUAGCAGGACGGUGAGACUUCGCAUGGACUGUUGGUCCAUAUAUCACAUAAAUUAUUGGCUGUGCUGCAUCCGGUGGGACCACCGCAGCGACAAUAUUACGGAUUCACCUUGGGGAGAGUACACUGAUGCCUACUGGAGCACUCCAAAUCUCUCUCUCUCUUCCAUCAGCAUCGCUCUGUUGUUUUCUAUAUAAUCCUCCAUGCUAUUAUCUCUCAGUGGGUAUGACUCUCACAGUCAGUGACCUCAGGAAGACCUGUAUUUCUCAUCCACGGGAUAAAAGGAGAGGGAUGGUCAUAAUGGUGUAAUUGAACAGGGGACGUCUCACACACCAAACUAACCAUUAGACCAAGAUAAAAUCCUUCAGGUCUCAAAGUGACAUUUGGGUAUAAAACUCUCAGGCACGACUACCUCAUCACGAAGGCGUGGCGAUUCCAAAUAACCCCUACUACAAUGGCAACCACAGCCCCUACGCCGGUGCCUCUGACUGUCCUGUGUCGCUGGUACCUGUACGCCAUCCACGGCUACUUCUGUGAGGUCAUGUUCACCGCCGCCUGGGAGUUUGUGGUCAACCGCGACUGGAAGUUCCCUGGUGUUACCAGUGUGUGGGCUCUGUUCAUCUACGGGACCUGCAUCCUCAUUGUGGAGCACAUGUACCUGGCCCUCCGAGCUCUCCAAUGCCCCCUGCUGCUGCGAUGCCUCAUCUAUACCCUAUGGACGUACAUCUGGGAGUUCAGUACAGGGCUGUUGUUGACCCAGUUCGGGGCAUGUCCCUGGGAUUAUUCCCAUUUUCAGUAUAACUUCAUGGGGUUGAUCACGGCAGAGUACGCCCUGCCAUGGUUCUGUGCGUCGUUCAUGACGGAGCAACUGGUUAUACGCAACACACUGCGGCUAAGGAUGGACACAGACGGAACAGAGGACGUCAAGUCUGAUGCAGGCGGGGGAGAAGAUGGGGGAGGAGGGGGGAGGAGACAACGGGUUGAACAAGGAGGUACAGAGGUCAAUGGUUUCCUGAAAGUAGACUGA
Messenger RNA from Oncorhynchus gorbuscha (pink salmon), 1102 nucleotides. RefSeq names its product transmembrane protein 229b-like. The record is from RefSeq and is a predicted model, not a curated record. The transcript has 3 exons. Lineage: Eukaryota; Metazoa; Chordata; Actinopteri; Salmoniformes; Salmonidae. Bases 530 to 1102 code for a protein of 190 amino acids.